UCGAUCUUUGCGACUGAUAAACACUCUUCUCCAUACUGAACUCAAGUGACACUCAUGGCGGACGUAGCGUAUGUGCAGCUUUCAGGGGCGUCUUCCAGGGCGACGGUGGGGCUGUACGCCGGUAUGUCGCCUCUCGAACUUCAGCAGCUCGUGCGCGCAGCUUUAAACCAUCACGACGGCGUCUGCGCCGGUUUCCAAGUAGCGUCAACGGCCUCCAACUCGCGGAAGAAACGCCAGUCCAGCUCAAUCCAGCGUCUUGUACCCCUCUCCGUGGCCUGUAGAGCGCCAGAGCUACUCUCAGGACGCGUUUCCGCGCUAUUUUCGCCUUCUACAGCCUCCCAGGGCGCUCUGAACCCUCAGAAUGAGGCAUCAGAGGCUUCUAGCGAACUGAAAAGACUGCAGAGACUGCUACAGGCGCUGGAAAGCGAGCAGAAGCUCAGCAGCUUCGAAUCUGCGGUCCUCAGAGACCUCUGUGAGCAGCAGAGCGCUCGUGUGCUCGCUGUGAUGACUGGAGACGCGUCGGUCGGCCAGAAGAAGCGCUUUUUACUGAAUUUGCUGCGUCCCGAGAGCUCUAGUGGACUAAAAAACGAGCUACAGAUCCCUCAAAGGAUGAACAAAGGCGAAGAAACGCUCCAUGCCGAAUUGGUGGCUAAGAAAGUCGCUGCUAUUGGCAGAAGAGUCUUCAGUCCUCAAGUUCAGAUGCAGGUUUUGGCUCUAAGUCGUGAUGGCUGGAAGAUAACAGGCAGCAAGAGUGACAGCCGCUUCGUAGACACCAUGGAGUUGCUGGGUAUGGUGGAGAGACUGCUGGACAAGCACGUGCUGCCUGAAGAGCACGGUGCGCACCUGUUGGAGCUGGUUCUGGGCCAGAAUACGCUGCUGUGGAGUGCUCUGCAGAGCUACAAGAACGACGGAGGCAGCUUAUCGGACUUGGAGACGACAGCCAAGCGCCUAGCAGCUCUGGGAAUUGACCCACCGAAGCCUAUAGCGAGUAAGAAGAGCAAGAAGAGUCCCAAGAAGCUCAACAAGCAGAGUCCAGCCAAGAAGAGAGUGAGGAACACCGCUACACCCUCAGCAUUGUCAGUGAUGAAGUUGCUACAUGCCCAGCAGAUGCUCACCAGCUUGGAGAUGGAUAUUAUCCAAGCGCUGGUGGCUCAGAACGACACGCAGGUGCUCCAGAUUUUUUGUGACUUUGAACUGGGUGAUAGCGAUGCCUCUGUGCUGCGAGACGCUUUGGUGGGGAUCGUGGAGGAGAUCACGAUAGAACUUGGAGACGAGGAGAAGGCUGCUGCUGCUUUUGCGCGUGGAAUGGACGACGCUGUGCGAGAGGAGAAUCCGUUCAUUGACAGCGACGACGACAGCGACUCGCUGGGAUGGCAGAGACAUUUGAGCUUUUUGCUUGGACAAUGGCAAGCGCAGCAUCAUCUGACACCGACUGCGGCGAAGACUCUGCGGAAAAUGGUGGCGCAGCGUCACAAUUUGUUGGAGAGCGCGUACGAAGUGUUCGCAGGUGAUGGUGACGCUAGCGAGCUGUUGGAUACUCUGCAGCGUGUGGCCAAGUUGCAGCGACAGAUUGAACAAAGCCAAGCAGGGCAGAAUAUCCAGACUGGAGCAUCUACGAGCAGUGUUAGUCUGGAGGAGGUGGUGCGUCAGAUGCUGCAGCGUGGGACGAUCCAAGCUGGUGAUGCUGCUGGGCUGUUGGUGUUGUUCCAAGGUGGGAAUGAGGCUUUACAGGCUGCCAAUGAAGCAUUCCAAGCGGAUGGAGAUGUCCAUGAAUUGGAGGAGACGCUGCUGCUUGUGGUGAAGCACGCACGUUUUGGAAGUGACGCUGAAGAGGAGACUGUCGACGAGAUCCAGACUGUGUCUCGUCUUCUGGCAGAGCUCGGACGUAGUGGGCGUCUGGAACUGUGGCAGAUCCAGUUGCUGAUGUCUCUGGUGAAGGCUCAUGAUCCCCGUUUACUGGCCGCAGUGGAUGUGUUCCACGAAGACAAGAAUACUGAAGAGUUUGUGGACACACUGGAGAUCUUGGUCGAGUUAGCAGCAUGGGAGCGUCAUCGUCGUGCUAUGGUGCACGACUGGAUCGCUCCAUUGGCAAAGAAGAACAAGCUGCCACGUGGUGGAGCUGAGCGACUGGUGCAGCUUGUGAAGGCUCGUGAUGACCGUGUGGUAGCAGCUUUAGUGGUGUUUCUGAGCGACAAUAACAAGGACGAGUUUGUGGAUACGCUGACUCGGAUUGCGUGUCUUGAAGCGAUGAAGCUGAAGAAUGUGCAGGCAGAUGAGUCGAAGGAAGGCCAUUUGGUCCUGGAUUUAUUGAAGGAGCUGGAAGGGAAGGGCGUCAUGUCUGGGGAGGAACGUGAACAGGUGGAAGAGCUCGUGUGCGAUGGCGAGGCGAGGAUGUUGGCGGCUAUGGAUGUGUUGGCAGCAACGCAUGAUGCAGAGGACUUUGCAGAUACUGCGCGCCGUGUCUUGAAGAAGACGAAAGAGCGAACUGAAGAGAAGAAGGAUGAAGACAAGGAAUGCGUAAAAGCAGAGUCAUCUACAGAUGCAGUCGCUUUGGACGAACAGAAGAGUGAAGUGUCUCCAGAAAACGCUACAGAGGAUGUGGAAUUGAGCGCCCAGAUGUCGGAGAAGAGCGCUGAGCAGUCUGUUGCUGAGGGUGAAGAUCAAGCCAAGGAGACAACGGAGGGGCUGGAAAAGCCGCCAACUUCUGACAACACAGAGGAAGUAAGUGAGAAGGAAGAGCAGGUGGACAAGGAUGAAGAAAUUGAUAAAACGAACGGCGAGGAGGCCACCAAAAAGGUACGAAUCGAGGAAGAGGCAAAAGGUGAUGUAGAUAAGCAGACUGAGGACCAGGAAGAGCAGUAUUAACUCCCGUUUAAGCGUCACAAAUUGAAGAAUGCUGUUCCAUGCAUUAGUUAAAAAGUUUCUAAUAAACAAUUUUUUAAUGGAUCUAAAUGAGGAACAGCAA
Molecule: messenger RNA, 2965 nt
Organism: Phytophthora nicotianae INRA-310
Lineage: Eukaryota; Oomycota; Peronosporomycetes; Peronosporales; Peronosporaceae
Exons: 1
Coding region: 55-2865 (936 amino acids)
Source: RefSeq, a predicted model, not a curated record